Messenger RNA from Cordyceps fumosorosea ARSEF 2679, 2031 nucleotides. Its product is annotated as Oxoglutarate/iron-dependent oxygenase degradation domain protein. Gene Ontology annotation, biological process: peptidyl-proline hydroxylation; regulation of translational termination. The record is from RefSeq and is a predicted model, not a curated record. Gene Ontology annotation, cellular component: cytoplasm. Lineage: Eukaryota; Fungi; Ascomycota; Sordariomycetes; Hypocreales; Cordycipitaceae. The transcript is spliced from 2 exons. Gene Ontology annotation, molecular function: L-ascorbic acid binding; iron ion binding; peptidyl-proline dioxygenase activity. The coding region runs from base 1 to 2031 and encodes 676 amino acids.
AUGAAGAGAAAGGCGAAUGGCUCUGCCGGAGGAAAGGCCGCCUCCUCCAAGCGAGUCAAAGCUUCAUUGAGCGCCGAAGAAGCUCAGAAGCGAUUUCGCGAGGGCCUGUUUGACAAGAAAGUCCUCGAUGCCUACAAGUCCGAGUACGCCGAAUCGUCGCCCUACAAGCAUGCCGUCAUCCACGAGCUCGUCAACGACAAGCUGCUACGCUCCGUCCGCGAUGAGGUUCGCAGCAACGUUCAGUUUACGCCCAAGGAGACAGACAUCUACAAGAUCCACCAGUCUGGCGACUUAGCCAAUCUCGACGGCCUUGACGACCAGUCGCUCGCUAAGCUGCCCUCGCUGCUUGCACUGCGCGACGCAAUCUACUCCGAGGCCUUUCGCGGCUACGUCGCCGACAUCACGGGCUGCGGGCCCCUGAGCGGCCGCAAGACUGACAUGGCCAUCAACGUUUACACCCCAGGCUGCUACUUGCUCUGCCACGACGACGUCAUCGGCAGCCGUCGCGUCAGCUACAUCCUGUACCUGACUGACCCGGACCAGCCCUGGCAGCCCGAAUGGGGCGGCGCGCUGCGCCUGUUCCCCGUGCUGGAGAAGGAGGGCGCCGACGGCGCCGUCGCCAAGACGCCCCUGCCCGACGUCGUACGCAGCAUCCCGCCCGCCUGGAACCAGCUCAGCUUCUUCGCCGUCCAGCCCGGCGAGAGCUUCCACGACGUCGAGGAGGUCUACCACGCCGCGACCCGCGAGCAGCAGGAGAAGGAGGGCGGCCGCGUGCGCAUGGCCAUCAGCGGCUGGUUCCACAUCCCCCAGCCCGGCGAGGACGGCUUCGUCCAGGGUGAGGAGGAGAAGAACGCCAAGAACAGCAGCCUCAUGCAGCUGCAGGGCAACCCGGCCCAGUACGACGCGCCCCAGGCCCUCGUGGUGCCCGUCACCAAGGCGGACGAGUUCAAGGCUGCCGGCGACGAUGACGAGGACGAGGAUGAGUUUGACGAGGCCGACCUCACGUUCCUGCUCCAGUACAUCUCCCCCACCUACCUCACCCCCGAUACUCUCGAGCAAGUGUCAGAGUUCUUCCUCGAGCGCUCCAUCAUCACCCUCGACAACUUCCUCUCCAAAAAGUUCGCGGAGCGCGUGCGCAAGUACGUCGAGGCGCAGGAGGCCAACGGCCUGCCCGCCGAGAGCGGAGCCAUCGAGGAGACGACGCCCUGGAAGGUCGCCCGCCCCCCGCACAAGCACCGCUACCUCUAUCAGCACCCCAGCCUCCCCGACGAGCCGCGAGCAGACGAGGAGUCGCCCAUCGCGGAGCUGCUCGACUGCGUGUUCCCCAGCCGCGCGUUCCGCAACUGGCUCGCAGUGGCCGCUCACGGCCGCAUCCUGAGCCACGACAUCCUGGCGCGUCGCUUCCGUCGCGGCCACGACUACACGCUGGCAACGAACCACGACGGUGCCGCCCGGCUAGAGAUGAACCUGUCCAUCACGCCGAGCGCCGGCUGGGGCGAGGAUGCGGCGGGCGACAAGGAGAACGGGACGGAAGAAGAGGCGGAAGCAGUCAAGCCAACGGACAAGGGCAAAGGGAAAGCCAAGGCCGCGACCAAUAGCAAAGGCAAGGCAAAGGCCGCGGAAGCGGAGGAGGAAGAGGAGGAGGAGACUGAAGACGUCGGCGGCCAGGAAGUGUACAUGGCCGACGACGACGACGACGAGGAGGAGGACGCCGCCGUGUACAAGGCCAGCAACGACGAGGACAACAUCCUAUUCCACCAAAACGCCGCCUGGAACAAGUUGACCCUGGUGAUGCGCGACAGCGGCACGCUCAAGUUCACAAAGUACGUCAGUCGCAAGGCGCAGGGCGACCGGUGGGACAUUUGGGGCCUCUUUGACAUUGAGGACCAAGGCGGCGACGACGAUGAUGAAGAUGAGGAGGGAGCCGCGGCGGGGCCGUCGACAGGCGAGGCGGCGGCGCUGGGCGAAUCUGACAUGGAGGAGACGUUUAACGGAUUCUCCGACGCGGGAGACGACGACGAGUCGGACUGA